Molecule: messenger RNA, 418 nt
Organism: Kogia breviceps (pygmy sperm whale)
Lineage: Eukaryota; Metazoa; Chordata; Mammalia; Artiodactyla; Physeteridae
Source: RefSeq, a predicted model, not a curated record
AAAUGAGGCCUGGUUAGAUUUGUGAGGAGCCCAUUUGAGAUAUUAUAUAUUUGAGUCUGUGAUUUCAGGGACAACAAUGGACACCCAGAAGGACGUUCAACCCCCAAAGCAGCAGCCAAUGAUAUAUAUCUGUGGAGAAUGUCACACAGAAAAUGAAAUAAAAUCAAGGGAUCCAAUCCGUUGCAGAGAAUGUGGAUACAGAAUAAUGUACAAGAAAAGGACUAAAAGACUGGUGGUUUUUGAUGCUCGAUGAAACAUGAAAUCAGAGGAAUUUCUUCAUUUGGAUUUGGAUUUGCUAUUAAUGUCAUAUAGCUUUUGAUUAGUGUACUUUAUGAAUACAACUAUAUACACAUGAUUUCAUUGUAAAAACCAUAUUGUAUUUAGGUAUCUAUUAAUAGCUUAUAUAAAGAUAUUUUUG